This is a messenger RNA of Trypanosoma conorhini, 576 nucleotides long. RefSeq lists its product as uncharacterized. The transcript has a single exon. Lineage: Eukaryota; Euglenozoa; Kinetoplastea; Trypanosomatida; Trypanosomatidae. The record is from RefSeq and is a predicted model, not a curated record. The coding region runs from base 1 to 576 and encodes 191 amino acids.
AUGCCCGGCGCUGCGCAAGGGCACUCAACAAUGCUGCAGGGCCUCGGCCCCACGUCGUUCAACUGGCACGGCUCCAUCCCCACCGUUCAGGCGGAUACUCACUUCGAGCCAAACUUCCGCCAGUUCGACUUUUUCCUUGACACACAGGCGAUGCCGGACGAGGCUCUUGCGGAGCGGGUGUACAAGGUGCCGGAGGGGGAGUCCCAUUGGCAUCUUCGCACCUUCUGGGGGCAGAACCUCCGCUGCAUGCCCGUUGCCAUCACGAGUAUAGCCGGGGCUGGCUUCGUCAAUUUUUUUUACACCCGCUUUCUAAAUCGCACUGGAACUUCCAUUCGGUGGUCGUUUUGGAAGUGCUACGCUGCAAUCUUUGCAUGGAACAACUUCACAAAGUUUGUGGCGCGGGAACGUUACUUUCAACGUGAUUUUCAACGGAAUCAACUGUACUCGUUUGACGAGAUGCGGGAUCAGCGUGACAGACAGAGGGUGCGGGAGGCAUUGUAUGAAAAGCAGUUUGUCAAGAACCCAGUUGCGGAGUAUCGUGUGAAGGCCUGGCAGGUAGCAGAGAGGUUUGCGUAG